AAAAAAUUAAGAUGUUAGUUGUCAAUAUAUAUCAUAGCGAUGUUUUUUUGGUUACUCAAGACGUUGAGAAAUAUGUAUGGGAAGAUAUAAGUCCAAAAAUUACAUUCUUUAAAGUUCAAUCUACAAACAAUGAGGUUGAAAAUGAAAUUGUGGUAAAUCAUGAAAAUCUCUCACAUUACAUAUGUUAUACUUCCCAUAAGAUUGAUUGGAGCAACACAAGAAUUGUAAAAGCUGCAACUAACAAGAUUAAUUUUCUCGCUUUGACUGACGAUGGCAAAAUAUAUUACACACAAAAUUCGAUCAAAGAUGAAGAAAAACAAUGCAGUAUACAUCAAAUGAAUAUACGUGAAAUGAAUAUCAAAGAGAAGAUUACAUGCAUGAGUUGCGGAUCUAAUUUUUAUGUGGUAGCUACGAACCGCCAUAUGUUCUUUUGGGGUUAUAUAUGUGAAAUGGGGAAUUCUUUUGAUAGUGAUGACGCGAUGAUGGAAUGGACUAAACCACGGUUUACAUUUGAGCCACAUAAAAUAUCCACAUUUGCAUUCAAAACAAUUGUCAAGAUAGCUUGUGGGAUUGAUUACACACUUGCUCUAACUGAUCAAGGGAAACUCUACGGCUGGGGAGGUUACUUUUUCAAAACUUGCACCGAUUAUGACACAUACUAUGAUGUAAUCUAUCCGCACCCGGUGGAUAUAAUUAAUGUACGAAACCUAUCAGACAUCGCCGUCAUUGAUUACACUAAUUUUGUCAAGUCUAGCAAGGAUGGACUUGUGUACGCAUGGGGUUUCAUUUUUCGCAGAAACUAUAAAAAACCAGCUGUUUGUGAAUAUACGAACGCGUUUGACAUAUCCAACUCGAUGACAGCUCAUUCACCGGUGUCCGUGGCCGGUGAAUUCAUAAAUGAAGAAUUUCACAUAUUAAAUGACUUGGAAACUGCAUUCAACGAUCAGUCAACAAGUGAUCUCACGAUAAUGGUCGAAAAACAAUCAAUUUAUGUUCACAAAGUUAUCCUGAAGAUUCGUUCCACAUAUUUUAGAACUAUGUUCCAAUGUAAUGAUGUUGAAAAUAGACAAAGUGUCAUCGUGAAUAAUUAUUAUAGAUGCAUUAUGCGAGAAAAAUCUCCAGACGGAUUGUAUAAGAAAAAUAAAAAAAACAAUUAACGUAUCGAACGUCACGUAUCUUUUUAACCUUAUCAACGAUAUGAACGAACGACAUCACAAGGAGGAAUUGAUGAAAUAUUGCUUCAACUUCUAUUUUAAAAACAUGGCGGCUGUAAUCCGGACAGACGGAUUUGAAGAAUUGGAUGUCGAAACAAAGGCUAUGUUAACAGAUAAAGGGUAUACCUUUUUGUCAUCAGAAAUUAGUAGAUCUGGUUAUUUAGAAUAAUAUAUUUCUUAGUUUAGAGGAAAAAAGAAUAUAAUGGACUGUUCUGUGAAAACGAUUUACUCUCAUAAU
This is a messenger RNA of Acromyrmex echinatior (Panamanian leafcutter ant), 1452 nucleotides long. Its product is annotated as RCC1 and BTB domain-containing protein 1. The record is from RefSeq and is a predicted model, not a curated record. Gene Ontology annotation, molecular function: protein binding. Lineage: Eukaryota; Metazoa; Arthropoda; Insecta; Hymenoptera; Formicidae.